AUGACUGUCGACGAGGUGGCGGACUGGGUGGCCUACGCAGUGCAGCUGCCGCAGUACAGUGAGAUCUUUCGGGCCAACUCCAUCUCCGGGUACACGUUUCCUCUGUUGAUGGCACACGACGGAGCGAGAUUGCAAGAGAUUGGCGUGCACAGCGGACUCCAUCGUCGUCAAUUGGCCAUGUUCUUGCAGAUGAAGUAUCUUGGCAUGGGGCGCAAGCCGAAAGCUGUCGUAUCGAGUGUCUGCACGGUAGGCGACUCACCAAGUGCACAGGAGACUGUCGUGCUUCAGAUUGCGUGGGUGCCAGCAGAGGACUCGCCACAACGCUAUCAAUUGCAACGUCGAGAGCCUGGAGAAUCGACGUGGGAGCUCGUGUUUACAGGGGCAGACACGGAGGUUACGGAUGUGGUGAAGUAUAAUCGCUACGUGGUCUACCGCCUCACGACGUGGAACUCGUAUGGGCGUAGCCCGCGCAUAUACAUACACUGUGACGAUGCAGCUGCAAGUGUCUCCGCAGUAUCGGAUUCUUCGACAAAAGUCGAAGACUCUUCGCAUUCCCUAUUGCCAAGCACAAGAUUGUCUCAAUCGCCACACUCGCUGUCUCCUCAGAGUAGACACAAGCGCAGUUCGCCCACAGAGACGAGCAGCCACCUCGAAAGUGUUGAGCACGCAAACUUAGCAGAUGGCUGUGACCACCAAAUCAGCAUGUGGGGCUUGCUGAAGAUAUACUUUUGGUGGCUGGACGACGUGAUCAUUAUUCUUUUGGUCGUGAUGCUACCGAUCCGUGGUAUCAUAUACGGUGAUGCUAACUUGCUGCUUCGCCUGCUGCGCCGGUUGCCACCUAACAUGCCAACGCGCGUAACCGUUGAAAUGGACUCUACCCAAGCGACGAUGGAAAACGCGGUUGCUCGAAUAUCGUGGGAAAAACCCGUCGACAACGGUGUUCCCAUUGUUUGUUACACGGUUCGUUGGACGCGCACGAAGACCGAAGAAGAGAUGUGCACAAGGCUUCUAGCUGUACCGCUACCAACCACAGUGACUGUCGGAAAGCUCCAUCACGGGGAGACGUAUAAGUUUGUUGUCCAAGCGACGAACCAAUUCGGAUUGGUCACAAGCUCAAGUCGGUCCACGUAUAUGGUGCCGAUUCCGGAACUCAAGGGGAAGCUUAGGCCUCGGCAUCUUUUAUCAGAGCGCCGCGCAGUGAGCAACCAGUGCCACGUAUGUCAUGACCCUCGUUACAAGAAGAAGGUGCCGUUCACGGCGACACUUGAUCGGCGUAUCCUGCAUUACUGCUGUUCGUGUGACAAGGAGUUUUGUCACUACCACAAAGGAGAAGUCCAUCAUUCAAAGGCCGUGUCCUGUCCAAUUGUUGACGGCCGUUGCAUCUGCAUCACAUGUAACGAAAGACGUUUGCGGCGGACUGUCACCAACUAG
Molecule: messenger RNA, 1431 nt
Organism: Hyaloperonospora brassicae
Lineage: Eukaryota; Oomycota; Peronosporomycetes; Peronosporales; Peronosporaceae
Source: the annotation of a GenBank genome assembly